AUGCAGGACGACUGGACGACUCGCAAGGCCGAGCAGAUCCAAGGGUAUGUGGACCGCAACGAAUGGAAGGACAUCUUCGCUGCGAUCAAGACUGUCUACGGUCUGCCUACCAAAGGAACUGCUCCCCGUCUCAGCGCCGACGGCUGUGCCCUACUCACUGAGAUAACACAAAUUCUACAGCGAUCGGCCGAACAAUCCAGAGACGUUCUCAACCGCCCCCCUACCAUCUCCGAAGCUGUCAUCGCCCGUCUGCUUCAAGUGGAGACCAACGACGACCUCGAUCUCCCGCCCUCUCUCCACGAAAGAAUCAGGUCCGUGCAACAACAUUCCAGCGGGAAAGUGCCCAGCAUCGGACGCGAUUCCUGCUGAGAUUUGCAAACUCGUUGGUCCCCAUCGUGCACCUCUGCAAGCGGAAAAGUAAUUUACAGCUCUGCGACAAAGAUCGAGGCAACUCCUUGCUUAACAUCGCGGGAAGAUCUCCGUUCGCAUUCUCCUCAACCGCCUGAACCACCAUCUAGAACAAGGUCUCCUGCUGGACAGCCAGUGAAGCUCCUGCUGUCAUCGUGGUACCACUGACAUGAUCUUCGCCACCCGUCACCUGCAGGGGAAGUGUCAGGAGAUUCGUACCCGCCUCUACUCUACCUUCGUAGAUCUGACGAAAGCUUUUGACACGGUAAAUCACGAAUGACUGUGGAAAACCAUGCAGAUAUUCGCCAAUCCCGCGCAUCACGGACGAUUGAGCUGUCUCGGAGACAUUCGCAGUGAUCAACGUAGUGAAGCAGGACUGCGUUCUCGCGCCCAUCAUCUUCAGUCUCAGGUUUUCUGCGAUGCUAAUGGACACCUACUGUGACGAAUGCCCCGGGAUCCGCGCCGUCUACAGGACGGCUGGCCAACUCCUCAAUCAGUGUCGGAUGCACUUCCAAUCACGUGUAUCCACAACUAUCGUCCAUGAACUUCUCUUCGCCGACGUCUGCGCCCUCAAAACCGCCUCGGAAAUGGAAAUGCAAAGAUGCAUGUACUUCUUCGCCGCCGCCUGCGAUAACUUCAGCCUGGUCAUUAACACGGAGAGAACGAUGGUUAUGCAUCAACCACCACUCGACUCUGCCUAUUUCGCACCCCGAAUCAACGUGGACAGCGCCUAA
This is a messenger RNA of Spirometra erinaceieuropaei, 1142 nucleotides long. Lineage: Eukaryota; Metazoa; Platyhelminthes; Cestoda; Diphyllobothriidea; Diphyllobothriidae. The record is from the annotation of a GenBank genome assembly.